Messenger RNA from Panicum virgatum (switchgrass), 4465 nucleotides. RefSeq names its product glucan endo-1,3-beta-glucosidase 6-like. The record is from RefSeq and is a predicted model, not a curated record. NCBI's taxonomy places the organism in Eukaryota, Viridiplantae, Streptophyta, Magnoliopsida, Poales, Poaceae. Gene Ontology annotation, biological process: carbohydrate metabolic process. Gene Ontology annotation, cellular component: plasma membrane. Gene Ontology annotation, molecular function: hydrolase activity, hydrolyzing O-glycosyl compounds. The transcript is spliced from 7 exons. The coding region runs from base 2695 to 4164 and encodes 489 amino acids.
UCCCUCAUACUCUCUCUCUAGGGUUAGCGCUCUCUCUAUCUCCCCCGCUCUCACAUCCACCCAGAGAUUUUGAGUGAUUUUGGCCCCAUCGCACCACCGGUGAGGGGGAGGCCAGCGAUUGAAUCAUCGGGGGAUCGCACCCAGUCAUCGAUACCGAGCACCUGAAAUCUAGAACUGUAGGAGGUGUGUUGGAAUUGCAGAUUCUAGGUAGGUAAGCAUACCCUCUAGUACCAGCAUCUCUCUCUACAAACUCGUCUAUGAUUUUGUUGGUUUUGGGGGGUGAGGGGGGAUUUUCCCCUGCAGCAGCAUCUCACAGGCUUGGAAUCCGUGGUGCAGGACCAGGGAAACAUCUCUGCAGGGUAUUUGCUUCAUGCGCAGGUCUGCAUGUGUCAAAAGGCGUAGGAGCAGCAAUCAGGUUGGAAGGAUCUCUGUUACUGGCUUUUUCCUCAGCCCCUCAAAUACACUGGAAGGAUAUCUGAUAUUUUUUAAGUUCACAAUAACAUCCAACUCUGAACAUUUGCAAUCAUAAAUUACAAUGCCUGGAGCACAGAAGAAGCAGCAAGGCCGGGGGGCAGCAUCCCAAGAUUCUCGAAGAAACAGGGCAUUCCCUGCUAGACUCAUCAAGUUAUAUGAAGAGUUGACUGGACCUCAGCGCAAGAUGAUUCGUGACAUCGAUUUUGAUGGGCUGCUGCAGAUUCAGUGUUCCACAAUUCCAGCAAGAUUCACCAAUUGGCUGUUCACUGCGCCGCAAACUUGCAUCACAUAAGGGCGCCUGAGUACAGUAGGAAGGAUUUGCAAUGCUUUCAUCUAGAAAAUCAUAAUCAAAUUCUGGGGGGAACUCAUUCAAAUCCAUGGUGCCUGAAAAUAAAUUUUUUAUGAAUAAAUGGACAACCAGCAAGCAAAAAUGUGAUUAUAGAAAGGCAUAGUAGACAAUUUUGUCAAGCAAUUUUCUAUCACAAAGCUAACAAUUGUUCAACAUCUUUUUUUUGCAGCAUACAACAAGGUGCAACUGAGAAGUGCAAAUGGAUGGUCGGUGAUUAUUGGAGAUGCAACCAUCUUUUUUCACCAGCGUUCAUGAUAGUUAUCCACACCCUAUCCUUUUUAGAUCUGCAAUAACUUUUCGUACAUUAAGAAAACUGGAGAGAUUAAAGAGUAGGCAUUUCAAAUCUUGGCUAGAACCUAAAAAACCCAAUCUAUGCUGUGCAAACUAAUGCCCCCAACAGAUCUUUUUCUUCGACUGCUACAAUAUGUUAAUAACGUACCUUUUCUCAGUUUCACUUCUGAAUUGCGUGUAUUGCUACAAAUAUGUGCCGAGCAAUCUUGUUUCUUGUUGCCGUCGCCUCCCUAGGCGAUAGACAUUUUUUUUAUCUCUGUGCAUCUAUAAAUCUGUAUGUACCGGCGGUUGCAGCUGGGUUAUUUAGUAGAGCACGCAACAGGGACGAGUAAAAUGGGCCGCGCUAAGGCUAGUGGGCCGGGGGAUGGCGGGGUGCAGCCGGGUGAGACAAAAUAGGAAAGAUGCAGUUUUGUGUUUUUUUCCAAAAAUAAUAAGGUUGUAGGGAAGUAUGUUUUUACAUCCGGCUCUAAGUUAGCUGGCCCUUAUUUUAAUUUAAUGGUCCUAGAAUCAAUGUGAGCCGCAGCAAACGGACAAGUAUAAAGAAAAGAACCUGACAGCAAGGGCAACAUGUGCGAACAAAACAUUGUAGCCUUUUUAGGAUGCAGUGGGCGGAUUUCCAAUGCAUUUCUGGAGGCUUUUCAAAGUGGAGCAGCAGGGGAAUAUUGCUAGCCUUUUUUUUCUUUUUGGCACUUUAUUUUCUGUUUCUUAGACUUUUAAUUUAAAUCCCAUCCUCUCUGCACAAGAAACAGUGCAAAUAUAUUUAUUUAUUUAUUUGGUCUUGCUGAGCAUCAUCAUCUCUCCUCACUGAGUCACUCUUUGCAGCUGCAGUGUGUGAGUUGAGUGCUCUAUGCCACCAGCUAGUGAGGUUCCUGGAGGUGAAGGCGACCGUUUCACUAUGCUAGAUUAGCUCAAACACUCCUAUUCUUUUCAGCAGCUCUCGCCUUUUUGUUCAAUCCUGGGCUCAAAUCGUAUCUAUUCCUGCUUUCCUUUUCACACUUGCAAAUCAACCUAGAAAGGCCAUCUUGUUUAUCGCUUCUGCUUGUUUUGGAGCCAUCUUUGGCAGUGUUCUUUAUUGCUAUCUAGCAGCCUCUUUGCUGUCCUUCUCAGCCAAUUUACUCUCACCUGGGGCCUGGGGGCUUGCAUGCCAUCAAUGCUCCCCUGAGGUGUUUAUCAUGUGAACAUCUGCAUUUUGCUAUCACGGGAAAUCCCCUCUCAUGGUCCACUGUAUUCUGUAGGUGGAGUUUGGCUGGACUUCAUUUAUUCCCAAAGAUUCGAGCUUUUGGAGCUUUAAUAGGUCACAACUCACAACUCACAAAUUCUCCUGGCGCUUGAGGAAACUUUGGCCGCCCCCUCGGGAGGAGCUCUUGCAAUUCUAGAGGCUUCGAGAAUUUCAACUUUUUUUUAGGCUUCGAGAGCUCAAGAGUUGGAUUUCUGAAACCAUUCUAGAGGUUUGCUCUCGCCGAUUUCCAAGAUUUCUUCUUUAUCUCUUCGUUUCCAAGAUCUGAGCUUGAGGAUUCUUUCUGCAAAGCAGAGCAAUCCACCUAAACCGUCCUAAGAUUUGGAGCUGGAAUAAUCCACCGAUGGGUUCCGGGUUCGGCCAUGGAGCGGCGGCGGUGGCCGUGGCGCUGGUUUCUUGGCUGUGCUUCGCUUCAGCGGGCGUCGGCGCGAUAGGGGCGAACUGGGGCACGCAGACGAGCCACCCGCUCCCGCCGGACACGGUGGUGCGGAUGCUCAAGGACAACGGGUUCCAGAAGGUGAAGCUGUUCGACGCCGAGGAGGGCACCAUGAACGCCCUCAAGAAGAGCGGGCUGGAGGUGAUGGUCGGCAUCCCCAACGACAUGCUGCUGACGAUGGCCUCCAACAUAAAGUCCGCCGAGAAGUGGGUGUACACGAACGUCUCCAGCUACCUCAACGACGGCGUCAACAUCCGGUACGUUGCAGUUGGGAAUGAGCCAUUUUUGGAGACAUACAAUGGAAGCUUUCUGCAAACCACUUAUCCCGCCAUCAGAAACAUUCAAAGUGCACUUAUAAAGGCUGGUUUGGGCAAUCAAGUUAGAGUCACAUGCCCUCUGAAUGCCGAUGUCUAUGCAUCACCAACCACCAAGCCUUCUGACGGGGACUUCCGCACAGAUAUUCAUGAUCUGAUGAUCGCUAUUGUAAAAUUGCUCAGCGACAAUGGUGGAGCUUUCACUGUCAACAUAUACCCUUUCAUAAGCCUCUACAUUGAUCCAAAUUUCCCUGUGGACUAUGCCUUCUUUGAAGGGGCCUCGUCACCCAUUGUUGAUGGUUCCAUUACUUACACAAACAUGUUCGAUGCGAACCAUGACACACUUAUAUGGGCUCUGAAAAAGAAUGGCUUUGGAAACCUCCCAGUCAUUGUUGGGGAGAUCGGAUGGCCUACUGAUGGGGACAGGAACGCUAAUGCUCAGAUGGCUCAGCGCUUCAACCAAGGCUUCAUGACUCAUAUUGCCUCUGGUCGAGGAACGCCGAUGCGGCCUGGACCUGUUGAUGCUUACUUGUUCAGUCUAAUUGACGAGGACGAGAAGAGCAUCCAACCAGGAAAUUUUGAGCGGCACUGGGGUAUCUUUACUUAUGACGGAUGGCCAAAAUACCAACUGAAUCUCGGGACAGCAAAUUCAGGCGGCCUUGUGAGAGCAAAGGGCGUGAAGUACCUUGAAAAGAAGUGGUGUGUACUGAAGCCUUCAGUGCCCCUCAACGAUCCGAAGAUCGCAGACAAUGUGGGUUAUGCAUGUUCCAUGGCAGACUGUACCAGCCUUGGUUAUAAGACUUCAUGCGGGAUGCUGGACGAAAGUGGUAACAUCUCAUAUGCGUUCAACAACUACUACCAGAAGAACGACCAAGAUGAUGUUGCCUGUGGGUUUCAAAACCUCGCGACCACCACCGGCCAAGACCCCAGCACUGGGACAUGCAGAUUUGGUAUCAUGAUAGAGGUCGACUCUGCCUUCUCAUUGGGGCUGCAGCGGCUUGGAAGCAACUUCUUCUUGAUGCUCCUGCUUGUGCUUCUCCAGCUAUGCCUGUCGUUCUCAUAAAUGCUUGUUUUCUGGAGAUGAGCAUAAAAGUAUAAACAAUCUGACAGCUUGAGGAUAUUUGAUGUCUGUUGUCAGUAUCAUUCAUGUAGGAACCUUUUUUGUUUAACCUUUUUUCUUCUCUUCUGAAGGAAAUUGCGGACAGCGGUUCCAUCCAUGCUUGGAUUAUUGUUAGGUUAGAUUUGAUCCAUCAGCACCAUUUGUGAUGGGAAUGAGGCAUUGAGCCAGCCAUUUGCUCCCAGAAAUGUGAUGGCGCUGCCAUUAAACCUUUGCAAGCGUGACAGGUUCAGACGCUUGUGUUGCA